AUGCGGGUGGGAACAGACUUAUUAAACCCCACUGUACGACAGUCUCACUUUCCGAUCAUUUCCAUCUUCCAUUUCAUCGAUCUACUGCAGCUCUACUUGACCUUGAGUCUUGGCUUGAAGAGAAACGCCAAUACCCAGAGAGCCAUGAGUAUCAGCGAGACUGAGCUGGUGGAACAGCUGUUCCUGGACUUCACUGUGCAAGAAGUACUUCAAAAGGAUACCAGGGGAUUUCCGAUCGUAGAACCCUGGGCUAGCGAAUACGUGAACGCUAUACGGGAACGCAGAUUCGGCGACGCUGUGUGGGCACGCUACCAUAUCGAUGGUGGUGUGCAUGAUGGCAUAAUUGAGGACACAAACAAGACCGUUCUGCAGAUGAUCGAGGAAGAUGCACUGGGUUACAGGGUGGGCGAUCCAGACCUCUAUGCAGAAGCGCUCUCGUCCGUCUACGAGCGUACUAGUGCCUCGGAUGGACAUCGUGAUGUGAUUGACCUCCUUACCCGCAUUGGCAAUCAAGAUAUUAAGGAGCUACGGGCUCAAGCCCGGGCUGAACAUCGUGCUGAGCUUCUAGCUGAUGAAUUGGAAUUUUAA
Penicillium roqueforti is the source of this 588-nucleotide messenger RNA. RefSeq lists its product as uncharacterized. Bases 1 to 588 code for a protein of 195 amino acids. The transcript is spliced from 3 exons. NCBI's taxonomy places the organism in Eukaryota, Fungi, Ascomycota, Eurotiomycetes, Eurotiales, Aspergillaceae. The record is from RefSeq and is a predicted model, not a curated record.